AAAAUUCCGGCAAUGGCACCGUGGAAAUAACAACAAUGCAGUAACAAAUGGAGAUAACUGGCAUAGAAAAAUCAUGCAAUGGCUUAAUAGUCAAAUCGACUUCGCAACAGCUGCGAAAAAAGGGGUCCGCAAGUGUCCGUGCAGUAUUUGAAUCCAAAAAUACAUUACAAGCAACAUGCAAAUGCACGAAGUAUCUGGUGUGAUACGAGAGCAUCAAGCUCUACGUAUAUGUGAACGCAAGAACCGAUAGUCAACAAGAAAUGGGAUCACGAAGGGGGGUGGGGUUUAUAAUGUCAACAAGUGGGUAAGGAAGCGAAAUAAUAAUACUAGUCCAUAUUCGCAAAAGAAUCGAAAAGGGGCAUUGAAGAGACAUGAGGAGAUAGUGUGUUGAAUGGGAUAUGAUUGCCCGUGGUAUAGAGGGUAUGUUGAUCCAACAGCCCACUCUAUCGGUACCCAUGAACGAUCUCAUGAUCCUGAUCGAAUUUUCCAUUCAUCUUCCAUCCUCAGUCGCAAUCUUUUCAGCUGCUGCUCCUUUGACACAAACCCUCGCUUUACAUCGGGCUUUACCUGCAUACCACUAUUGAACAACAUCUUUGGCGUCAACUGCUGGAUUUGCUUUAUUUCUUCUAGUCCGCUGGAAGACGCCGUACUGCUGGCACUCUCGCUUGAGGGUAUCAUACAUAUCGCGGCCCCAUUGCUGUUCAAUCGC
Molecule: messenger RNA, 709 nt
Organism: Heterobasidion irregulare TC 32-1
Lineage: Eukaryota; Fungi; Basidiomycota; Agaricomycetes; Russulales; Bondarzewiaceae
Exons: 2
Coding region: 399-584 (61 amino acids)
Source: RefSeq, a predicted model, not a curated record